Messenger RNA from Quercus robur (English oak), 817 nucleotides. Its product is annotated as mitotic spindle checkpoint protein MAD2. The coding region runs from base 84 to 551 and encodes 155 amino acids. The record is from RefSeq and is a predicted model, not a curated record. NCBI's taxonomy places the organism in Eukaryota, Viridiplantae, Streptophyta, Magnoliopsida, Fagales, Fagaceae. Gene Ontology annotation, cellular component: nucleoplasm; kinetochore; cytoplasm. The transcript has 6 exons. Gene Ontology annotation, biological process: mitotic spindle assembly checkpoint signaling.
GGUAUGCUGCAAAUAGUAUACUCUACAAUCGCGGACUUUAUCCGGAGGAAAGUUUUGUGAAGGUGAAGAAAUAUGGGCUUCCAAUGUUGCUUACUCAGGAUGAAAGUGUUAAAUCCUUCAUUGCCAACGUAACCGCUCAACUUUCUGAAUGGCUGGAAGCUGGGAAGUUACAAAGGAUUGUUCUUGUAAUAAUGAGUAAGGCCACCAAUGAGGUCCUAGAGAGGUGGAACUUCAGCAUUGAGACUGAUAGUGAGGUUGUUGAGAAGGGUGUCUCGAGGGAAAAGAGUGACAAGGAAAUCAUGAGAGAGAUACAAGCAAUCAUGCGACAGAUUGCUUCAAGCAUUACCUACUUGCCGUGCCUUGACGAAGCCUGUGUUUUUGAUGUGUUGGCCUACACUGAUAAAGAUGUUGCAGUCCCAUUCACUUGGAUUGAGAGUGACCCCAAACUUAUUGCUAAUCCACAAAUGGUCAAAUUGCACUCCUUUGAUACCAAGAUUCACAAGGUUGAUACUCUUGUAUCUUACAAGAAUGACGAGUGGGAUGAGCAGUAGAGAGCAACGAAAGGGAUAAGCAGAAGAGAGAGAGGCUACUCGCCAUUCGCCAUUUGUUUGUGUUACCUCUUUGUGGUUCCUUCUUCGCUUGAGUGGUUAUUGUGAAUCUUCUAUUCACAGUUUGUAAGAAAUGUCCAUUUGUUGUGUGGCUAAUGAAAACAUGGAGAAAAGAAAUAUGAGGUGCGUGCUCUGUUUGUUUAAUUUGCAAUCUCCCAUGUCAGUAAAUCUGCUUUGAAUUCCAUUAUAAUAUUUUUGUGUUAAGGGAA